AUGAUAAUUAUUAUCAUUGGUGUCGACGAUAUUGAAGAAGCCAUAUUUGUUGUAUCAUCAUACACCGAGUGUUUCAUUUCUUCUUUUCCAGAGUCCAAGUUGGCAGACAGCUUCGACCUCGCAUCCAAGCUGUCAGUACAACGAGCAACGUCGCCGUUGCUGCUCAUAUGGAAACUGAAGCGAUUACUGAACAUUGGUUCGGAGAAGAAGCUGAGUGGUGGACAAUGCGGCCAUGGAGAUGAUAGGACAGAGGAGGAGGGAGAUGGCAACGACGACGACAGUUUGAAGUUACAGUUAUCCAAUCUGAAAUUCUUUGAGGACCAAAAUGGGUAUAUACUCGGAAAUUUUACAAGGCAAGUUUUCAAGUUACUGAAUUUACCCGCCAUUCGAAUUCACAGAGGUUUUCUUCUUCACCUUCCUUCGUCUCUCGCCGUCGCCGCCACUCACCAUCUCCGUCUCGUGCGCUCACCGCCGUCGUCUCGUGAGCUCACAAUCGUCGUUUCGCGCGCUCACCGUCGCUGCUCCCAAUCGUCACAAGCCUCCUUGGCUCAUCAUCGUAGCUCACAUCGUCGUCUCGUCGCUAACCAUCUGUCGAAGAAGGUGCGUGUGGCUAUGAUGAUGAUGAUGAUGAUGAACAACAAUGGCCAAACGAGACAGAGAUGGUAGCUGAAGUGAGACAGAGAGUUUCUAACAUGGCAGGGGUUACGACAAUAGAAGUUCCAAUUAAUACACUGAAGUCUUCUACUGAAGAUCAAGAGAAUCAGGAUAAGUCUGCUGCACCGAGCUUACUUAGCAUUCAAGGAACUGCAUUGAUGUCUAUUGCUGUUGGUUUUGUUGUAGUAGCAAUGAUAUGAUGGACUUGAAGAUGAUCAUCAUCCAUUUGGUUGCUUCACUAGUGAAGAACUCUUCUUUUCUUGAUUCUUUUAAAUUUUGCUUAGUUUUCUCUUUCUCACUUUCUGAAAUGUCAAGAGUAUGCAUUGCUGUCUGAUUUGUUCUUUUCAACUUUUUGUUAGUAAAAUGUCUGAUAUGCUUUGAUUAAUUUGAUAUUAAAUUUCGCAAAACCUGUUCACCAUAAGUUCGGCAAAAUGUGAUAUUAAGGCAGGAAACUCUUCAGCUUGGGCCAGUUUAAGGGGUUUGGACUUCUGUGUUUUAUUUCUUCUAGAAACUUCAAUAUAAUAUAAUAUGAUACAUCAGUGUAAAUCCUAAACCCUUUUAAUGGUAGUUAGUUACUUAUCUGGAAGUCUUUUAAUACCUUUUAAAAGCCAUAUUUAUGGAUAAUUGCAGAGAAAUACUAAGAAUGCAAGCAUGGAAAAAGGGAAAUUAAAUUCAAUCUCUUCUCUAAAUCUCAACUAACUUGAUCUGUAUUAAUCAUCAUCCAUGUUCUUAGAGUUUAUUAACUCAAUGAUUGAUCUUGAACACAAGUUUUAUCAGAAACGUGAUUAAGCAAUGCAUACCAGAGCUGUUUACUUAUUCAAUUUCCUGGCAGCUUUCUCAUAUAAUUUCCCCUGAAAUUCGAAUGAGUUCUAUUCCACUGUUUGAUAAAUGGUCCCUGGGAUUUUAUCUUGUAUGUGUUACUUUUUCAGGAGAUUUUGAAGGGCAAGUUCGGUUCAGGUUUAUCAGUGAUCAUAAAGUCUUGUUGUUUUCUCCUAAGUAUUUUGUUGAAGUUUUCACCCCAUUACUUGUAAAAUUAUCCUGUCAGCUGCAUUCACUCGGAUGAGUGCCACUUCUGUGGAAACAAUUAGUCUUACAACUUGGGCCUAGUGUCAAUUGUGAUACUAACUAGCUCGUUGGCAUUUCAACUGUCAGUUAUGAUCUUGUGUUAUUCUCAUUUUCAUUGUUGUAUCUUUUCUUACCUUCUCUUCCACUUUAUAUUAAAAACCUUGUUUGGCUA
This is a messenger RNA of Arachis ipaensis, 1891 nucleotides long. The record is from RefSeq and is a predicted model, not a curated record. Lineage: Eukaryota; Viridiplantae; Streptophyta; Magnoliopsida; Fabales; Fabaceae.